This is a messenger RNA of Ostrea edulis (European flat oyster), 1919 nucleotides long. RefSeq names its product multiple epidermal growth factor-like domains protein 11. NCBI's taxonomy places the organism in Eukaryota, Metazoa, Mollusca, Bivalvia, Ostreida, Ostreidae. The record is from RefSeq and is a predicted model, not a curated record. Bases 19 to 1593 code for a protein of 524 amino acids. The transcript is spliced from 10 exons. Gene Ontology annotation, molecular function: scavenger receptor activity.
CAUACUAAACACUUCCGGAUGUUUAUACUGGCAAUCAGGAACAUAAAUUCGAGAAUGGACGUUUUUAUUAUUAUCCUCCUUUCACAGAUAUUAUAUUCAUAUGCAUAUGACGAUCUAUCAAAGGAUCAGUAUGCAGUACAAUCAACAACUUCAUACUGUGUCCCGCAAUCAAACUGUGUAGCAGGCAAUGCAGUUGACGGAAUCCACAGCACGUGCAUGAGGGCAGGAGUCAUUGGUUCACUUUCCCCGGACAAGACAGUGUGGUGGUCUGUGGAUCUUGGCAAUAUAUACAGCAUAUACAGCGUUAGGAUACUGUUUAAAGACUAUGGAUCUCAAUACGAAAAGAGGCAACAGGGCCGUUUUGCGGGGUUUUCUCUGUAUUUAUCCGAGACUGGUGUACGAGACAGUGACUCCCUUUGCUACGUGGACGAACCAGAGUUGCCUCCCUUGAACUUUACAACAACUUGUGUGGGAUACGGACGUUACCUUACCUUUUUUAACGAACGACAACCCAGAAAACAAUAUCCCACAGGAUACGAGACAUCAGCUGUUUUCACUGAAAUAUGUGAAAUUAUUGUCAAAGGUUGUCACAAAGCGGGUGUUUAUGGAGACAAUUGUAACAUCCCAUGUCCAGAGAACUGCCAAUAUAAGAUCUGUAACAUCGUCAAUGGAACUUGUUUUGGAUGCUUGCCUGGAUGGACAGGAGCCUUAUGUGAAAAUAAUUGUCAACAAGGCUGGUACGGUCAGGAUUGUAAGAACCAGUGUCCAGGUUAUUGCUGGGGAAAGGCUACUUGUAAUCACGUGACUGGUAACUGUGAUAAUGGUUGUGCUGUAGGAUGGAUGAGCAGCAAAUGUGAUAAGCAAUGCAGUGCUGGAACGUAUGGCUCUAACUGCAUCUAUAAUUGUAGUGGACACUGUCAAAAUGACGUCAUAUGUAAUAGAGAAAUUGGACAUUGUGAUAUGGGUUGUAAAUCAGGAUACACUGGACAUCUUUGUAAUGAGCCAGGUGAUCUUGGAUUUUUUGGAACAAAUUGUUCUAGUAUUUGCGCUGAACAUUGCAUUGCUACAUGUCGUCAUACUGACGGAUUUUGUAACUGUUAUCCUGGAUAUCAGGGCCCUAACUGCAACAUCACAUGUGUGGGAUCAUAUGGAAUAAACUGUGUUCAUAAAUGUAGUGAUCACUGUGUCAACAACACCUGUGAUAAAUUCAAUGGGAGUUGUACAAGCAAGUGCUCGGAUUCAUUUCAUGAUGGAAAGUGUGAUCAGGCUUCAGAUCGGACAUCAGACACAGCACAAGAAUGCAAUCUUCCCGCUUCCUGGAUUCUUGGAUUCACCGUAUCUGUAACACUGAAAGUGUUUUUCAUCAUCAUUGGUUUUUUCAAGUUAAGACAAAGAUCAAUACAGAAAGAAUGUAACACUCGCCGUUCUGAUGUUGUACACUAUGCAUCUACUGACUGCAUACAAAAUGAGAGUGAAGACACAUCAACUGACCAUCACAUAUAUCAGGAAUUGAACCUGACCAGAGAUGAGAAUCUGUAUCAAGAAAUACAGUCUCAGUGCGACACAACAAAAGACAAAACAGACGCUUUGUAAAUGCAGAGCAGACGGAGAGCAAACGCAAAAACAAACAUAGUUACCAAAUAUGUAUGGAAUGUUAAAGCGAUGAACAAAAAAGAUGUUGAUACCAUUAAUGAUAAAUAUUUUUAUACAGCAUUAUAUAUUUAUGGAUGAUAUAAACCUUUUGAUCACAAAAAUGUGUUUUAAGGAAAUACGGAAAAUGACAUCAGAAUUCCACCUUUCAUUUUAGUUUAUUAAAUCAUUGAUUACUACAGUUAUAUAAGCAUUUAGUUAACAUAUAAUUUAAUGACAAAACUUUAUUCCACUUCUGAUAAUUUCUGUAGUGUAUAUUUCAAUAUCAA